AUGGAGGUAUCUCGACGACAACAUCCAUUCAAUCAAAAAGUCACAAUUGCUUUUGGCGUCGGUUUGCCUCAAAUUGCUACUUCACCUGCUCCCGCCGCCAUGAACACUACUACCACCAUAACUGCAGAUGUACAGACAAUUGAUUUCAUACACCAGGCCAUCUUAUUGAAGCCAGAACCAGACUAUGAGUCUCUAAUAGCAAUCUUUUGUGUCGGACCGCAUACAAAGGAGAUUCUCCAUCUUGCUGCAUGUUAUGAUGCUAGACAUACGUAUGAUUUGAAGACGCUUAUGGGACAAUUUGUCGGAAGGCAUCAGCCGAAACUUGCUGCGUUCUUGGUGGGACUUAUAUCUUCGCCGGACGUUAUAGAUGCUGUUGGAGUUUGGAAUGCGAUCAGAGGUCCAGGAAAGAGGCUGCAUUAUUUAUUAGAUAUCCUGAUGGUCAAGAACCAACAGGAAGUGAAUCAGAUCAGUGCAUCGUUUUCUGAUAUUUAUGGAAAGAACAUGGAAAAGCUCGUCCGCGAGGAAUUUUUCGGUGUAGCUCGCGAUAUGAUUGAUGUCCUGAUAUCACCGCUCCAGGCUCAUGAUUUACAUCCCAGUGAAAUGGACACAGAGGUGCUAUACAAAGCCUGCAGGAAUCAACAUCGGGUGGAUGUGCUUGAAAUGGUGCAUAUAUUACGACGUCGCUCUGCACAUCAGUUGAGGACGGUGUUUCAGAUAUAUGAGACCAAAUAUCGGCAGCAGUGGGUUGAUGCUGUGUCGCAUGCGUUUUCUGGAGAUCAGAGGAAGAUACUGUUGUCGCUUGGUCACGUCGCGAAGGACCCGUGGGAUUUUGUAGCUGUGGCAUUCGAGGACUGUCUAGAUGGGUACACUGUGAAUGAGGAUCGACUGAUGCGAUUACUGGUCAGACAUCGAGACAAUAUGGCUCAAGUCAAGGGCGCUUACGCUGCCCGGUAUAGAAGAAGCUUGUAUGCUCGAGUUGAGGAACGCACGUCAGCCGCAAAUAGCCUGUUGGGUACGGGUCUUCGCAGAACCCUAUAUGAGCUGGCAUUGUUGGCUGUGGUUGCAAACAUCAUAACCCAAAAGCUCUUGAAUCUGCCUCAAUACAUUACCGCUCACAAUGUAUCUGUGUAUGUCUCCAUGCCAACGGAAGCUUCAACAGCUGGAAUUAUUCAAGAUCUAUUUCAGAAAGGCAAGAACUGUUACGUCCCACAAUGGACAUCCGAUGAAAUGGAAAUGGUACGCGUCAACAGCUGGGAGGACUACCAGAAUCUGCCGCUGAACAAGUGGAAUAUACCUGAACCACCACAUGAUUCGCAUCGUGAUAAAGUCGCAGCAACAGAUCUAGACCUUAUCGUGAUGCCAGGCCUAGCGUUUGAUCGCAAGGGGUAUCGGAUGGGUCAUGGGAAAGGGUAUUAUGAUCGGUAUCUUGGGAAGAGUGUGUCCGCAGAUAGCAGCAAGAAGCCUUUAUCGGUUGCAUUGGCUCUGUCUGCUCAAUAUGUUGAUGCUGUGCCUCAUGACGAGUUUGAUCUGAAGCCUGAUGUGAUUUUGAACCCGUUUGUGUAG
Messenger RNA from Synchytrium microbalum, 1563 nucleotides. RefSeq lists its product as uncharacterized. Gene Ontology annotation, biological process: folic acid-containing compound biosynthetic process; tetrahydrofolate interconversion. Gene Ontology annotation, molecular function: calcium ion binding; calcium-dependent phospholipid binding; 5-formyltetrahydrofolate cyclo-ligase activity. Gene Ontology annotation, cellular component: mitochondrion. Bases 1 to 1563 code for a protein of 520 amino acids. NCBI's taxonomy places the organism in Eukaryota, Fungi, Chytridiomycota, Chytridiomycetes, Synchytriales, Synchytriaceae. The record is from RefSeq and is a predicted model, not a curated record. The transcript has 8 exons.